Molecule: messenger RNA, 3100 nt
Organism: Microcebus murinus (gray mouse lemur)
Lineage: Eukaryota; Metazoa; Chordata; Mammalia; Primates; Cheirogaleidae
Gene: ZNRF1
Product: zinc and ring finger 1
Biological process (GO): proteasome-mediated ubiquitin-dependent protein catabolic process; protein K48-linked ubiquitination
Cellular component (GO): intracellular membrane-bounded organelle; membrane; cytoplasm
Molecular function (GO): ubiquitin protein ligase activity
Source: RefSeq, a predicted model, not a curated record
GGAGCGCCGGCGAGCGCAGCCCGGGACCGAGCGGGGCGGCGCGGCUGGCGGGGCUGGCGGCGGCUGGAGCGAGAGCGCGACGCGACGCGACGCGACGCGACCGCGGCUUCCCGAGCUCCGCCUGACCGCCCAGCGCCGCGGCCCGCCCGAGGCCUGGAGGGGUCCGGGCUGCCGUCCAUGGUCGCGGCGUCCUGAGGCGGGGGACGCGCCCGGCGCCCCCAGCCCUCCUCCGCCUCCUCCUCCCGGGCGGGCGGCCUCCUCCGGCGCCUCCCUGCGCCCGCCCGCCGCUCGCCGCCGCCUCCCUCCCUCCUUCCCUGCGGCUCCCCCGGCUUUUGGAGCCCGGGGGCGGCCUGUGGCGCGCGGAGCCCGCGCCGGACUGCGCCUCUUUGGACCUUGAGGGGAAACAUGCGUUUGGCUUGGAUCGUUUGAAAUUCUUAGUUUGGGAUCCCCGCCCGCCUGCCUCUUGCGCCCCGCGGGUUUUCUUUUCUUUUUUUCUUUUUUGCCUCUUCUCCCUUCCUGUCUCCUUUUUGACUCCCUUCCCCUUUAUGCUCGCCCAGCCCUCCCCCCGCUGCUGAUAAGUGGGGGAGGGUCUCGGCCUCCAGGUUCCCGCCCCACCGGGACCCGGGCGAGCAUGGGGGGCAAGCAGAGCACGGCGGCCCGCUCCCGAGGCCCCUUCCCGGGGGUCUCCACCGAUGACAGCGCUGUGCCUCCGCCGGGAGGGGCGCCCCACUUUGGGCACUACCGGACUGGCGGCGGGGCCAUGGGGCUGCGCAGCCGCUCGGUCAGCUCGGUGGCAGGCAUGGGCAUGGACCCCAGCACAGCCGGGGGGGUGCCCUUUGGCCUCUACACUCCCGCCUCCAGGGGGACCGGCGACUCCGAGAGGGCACCCGGCGGAGGAGGGUCCGCGUCCGACUCUACCUAUGCCCAUGGCAAUGGUUACCAGGAGACGGGCGGCGGUCACCAUAGAGACGGGAUGCUGUACCUGGGCUCCCGAGCCUCGCUGGCGGAUGCUCUACCUCUGCACAUCGCACCCAGGUGGUUCAGCUCGCACAGUGGUUUCAAGUGCCCCAUUUGCUCCAAGUCCGUGGCUUCUGAUGAGAUGGAAAUGCACUUUAUAAUGUGUCUGAGCAAACCUCGCCUCUCCUACAACGAUGAUGUGCUGACUAAAGACGCGGGUGAGUGUGUGAUCUGCCUGGAGGAGCUGCUUCAGGGGGACACGAUAGCCAGGCUGCCCUGCCUGUGCAUCUAUCACAAAAGCUGCAUAGACUCAUGGUUUGAAGUGAACAGAUCUUGUCCGGAACACCCUGCGGACUGACCCUGCUGGGCUUGCUUGCCGACUCCUCUCAAAGAUUGCUGUUUGCUGCCCAGCUAUAACCUACUCAGUGACAGGAACGGACACACCAGUCCUCGCCACCCAUGCCCCGGUGCUGGCGAGCUCACACGGUCUCUUCCUUUGCCCAGUGUCCUGACCAGCCCUCUCCACCACCAACCUCUCUACCUUGGUUUUUUUUUUUUCUGUUUUCCUGGCUUGGUUUUGCACUUUUCUCCCCUUGGGAUCCUGAUAUCUUGACUUCUUUGCCAAAAGAACAACCCCUCAAGGACUCUCUUCCCACCUCCAGUCCCAUUUCUUUACCUUUCCCUCUUUCUGGUUCUGGUCAGUUCAGAGGAUUUUACAAUCACAAGUGUCCUGCAAAAAUGCCUGAACGUUAUUCUUAGGCCCUUGUGGAUUUUUUUUUUUUUUUUGCCAGAAAACUUAAACAAAAAAGACUAAGAAAUAUGUACAGCUACCCCUGUUUUCAGGCAUUCUGUUUGAGAACAUUUUAGCCAUUGAUGUUCACACGUGGCAUCAGCCCAUGCAAGAUAGGUUUCUGUAUUUAUAUAUUAAAAUACAAAAAAAAAACCUUAUAAAAUGUUUAAAAAAUGUUCAAAGCUUGGGAGAAAAGCUUUCUUCAUUAGUCAAGGUGUUUUGAUAUGGUAUUAAAAUAAUGUCUAAUAAAAGGUGCGCUGUGUGAUUUUAUUUUAAUGAAGUAUUGUUAUACAAUCAAGAAAUGGGGGCAAGGGCCUGCCCCGCACUCCCUCACCUACCUCCUUAGCAUUCCUUCAGGCUACUACUUUGGGCUACAGGUGCAUAGAGUGGUUUUCAGAAGGUCGAUCCUGGGUGGAAGGAAGGUGCAGGUCAGGCAUGCAUCCUGCAAGCCUCCUGACCCUCUGAAACAUGGAACCAAUCUGCCAUCAUCUGUGGAGUGGGUGUGUUGAAACUAUUCUGGAAAGAGCUGCAGGGGCAGAGAUGUUGAAGCCACUGGAGGCUGCAAGGAUGUGGGUUCUUCCAGGUACCAGCCCAGCCCCCUUCCUCUCAGCCUCUGCUCCCCCGAUACCCGCCUGCCUGUUGCUCAGCUUGCAGCUCAGUGCUGACUCACGGGCAUGCUUCAUUGAGGCCCAGGAAGAGGCCCUGGUUUGGGGCUGAGCCAGCUCAGAGCUCUUGAACCAGAACCAGCCGCUGAAGCUCACAGAAGUUGGCAAAGAGCAGGCUGGGCGGGAGCUCGGGGCAGGGAGCAGCAGUGCACGCCUGGCCUCCUUCCCUGUGCCAGACAGGCUCCCAGAGCCUCCUGCAGAGUCACCAAGGAACGCUCUGGAGGGAGACACCUCCACACCUUCUCUGCUUUGACCCUUCUCAGGCUUCAGCCCCACCAGACCCAGGAUUCUGGAUCAACCCUCCACUCUGCAGUCACCUUCCCGAAGAUGCUUCCGGAAGCACCUACUCUGCGUAAGGGCGUUCGUUGCAGGCAGUGGGGAAGCGUGAGCCAUGGCAGGCGGGCACACUCCGCCUGUGUAGAGAAACACUAAAGAAGAGUUAGUUGUGAGCCUGGGUCUUAGCGUGGGACCUGCCUGGGGCGGAGCCCCCAAGCCGUCGUGAGAAUUGGCAGCAAGAACGUGGGCUCCAGACUGUGUGCGCUUGGGCUCUUCUGCUUCUUGGCAGAAUGAUCUUGGAGAAACAGCUUCAUUCAUCUGAACUUCAGAUUUCUCAUGUGUGAAAUAGGGACAAAAUCCCAUAGCUCAGAGGUCAUUGUGAGGGUCGGGGGAUCUGCCCAGCAGGCCCUGG